Piliocolobus tephrosceles (Ugandan red Colobus) is the source of this 1098-nucleotide messenger RNA. It is a transcript of the gene EEF1E1, whose product is annotated as eukaryotic translation elongation factor 1 epsilon 1. Lineage: Eukaryota; Metazoa; Chordata; Mammalia; Primates; Cercopithecidae. Gene Ontology annotation, cellular component: nucleus; cytoplasm; aminoacyl-tRNA synthetase multienzyme complex. The coding region runs from base 85 to 609 and encodes 174 amino acids. The record is from RefSeq and is a predicted model, not a curated record. The transcript has 4 exons. Gene Ontology annotation, biological process: positive regulation of DNA damage response, signal transduction by p53 class mediator.
UUGCAGCAGUGGGACUUCCGUUUCCACCAAUGCGGGAGGUUCUUGUUCUGCAGGUCUCGCCUCUGCCAGGAGCUGCGGCCGAAGAUGGCGGCGGCCGCAGAGUUGUCGCUGCUGGAGAAGUCCCUGGGACUGAGUAAGGGGAAUAAAUACAGUGCUCAGGGCGAGCGACAGAUUCCAGUUCUUCAGACAAACAAUGGUCCAAGUCUAACAGGAUUGACUACUAUAGCAGCUCAUCUAGUCAAGCAAGCCAACAAAGAAUAUUUGCUGGGGAGUACUGCAGAAGAAAAAGCAAUCGUUCAGCAAUGGUUAGAGUACAGGGUCACUCAGAUAGAUGGACACGCCAGUAAAAAUGAUAUCCACACACUGUUGAAGGAUCUUAAUUCAUAUCUUGAAGAUAAAGUCUACCUUACAGGGUAUAACUUUACCUUAGCAGAUAUCCUAUUGUACUAUGGACUUCAUCGCUUUAUAGUUGACCUGACAGUUCAAGAAAAGGAGAAAUACCUUAAUGUGUCUCGCUGGUUUUGUCACAUUCAGCAUUAUCCAGGCAUCAGGCAACAUCUGUCUAAUGUUGUCUUCAUCAAGAACAGACUAUAUACUAAUUCCCACUAGAAGCUGUCCACGCCAUACAGAAGAUCUAUUAAAAAUGUUUUCAAUGGAAAAUGUACUCUGGGCCACAGGACUAAUGUAAAUUAAUAUGCAGUCAUUCAUUAUUUGUUGAAGUUGAUAGAAUUUUUGAAGUGUAAAUUUGUGUCUGAAUGUUUUAUUUGUUCUUUAGUUGAAGUUUUGCAAUUUUUAUGUCAAAAUUCAAUUGCUCUUAAGUUGAGAUCAAGUUAUAAAUUAACCUUGUUUUUAAUAGAUGACAUUUACUUCAAUAAAAGUUGCAAAUCAGGGGCUUAAUCUUAAAAAUUGGUGGUCCUUUCAAUGUUUGACAUAUUUGGCUAUUUAUUAAUCUCUCUUUCAUAUUCUAAAAUUCAUUUUCCCCUUACGGAUAUUUAUGGUAGUUUGUUAAGAACUGUGAUAAAUUGUGCCAAGGAAACAGGGAAGACAGAUGGAUUUGUUCUAAAUAUUUAUGUGAGCUAGUAAAUGUGGUUGAAAAAA